AUGUGGCUCGAUCGACUUGCUGGACAGUCGGUGUCGCCAGGUUCUUCCCAGCCGGGCAGUCGCGCCUAUUCUCCCGCCCCUCGGAGAUCGACCAGCGGCGUCGGACCUUACAUCACAUCUCAGCAACGCCCGGGCCUGACACCGAGAUCGUCUUCCAUCUCGUUGGCAUCUAACGAUUCCUCCACCUCGUCCCUGCUGGCGUCUUCGCGCAGAGCCAAUAGCUCGGCCCUCAAGCAAUCAACCACCGUAUAUGCUGGACCAGAUCCGGUCGAAGUUUUGGGUACCUUGCUCAAGGAUGGCGCGGGACAUGAUACCACGCUCGAUAAUACACCGGCUGCCCCGAUAUCACCACGAGAUCUUGAUCUCCAAUUCGACUUUAGCAGGUCUUCUCUGCGAGAGCUAGCAUUGUCGGACGAUCCGGUCGUGGAGGCGGUAGAUACCAGCAUCUCGCAAUCAGUGGAGGAAUACGAGCGGGAGAAAGCGAAAUUUGAGGAUCUACACCGAUCAAUCCGAGCAUGCGAUGAGAUACUCGGUUCGGUCGAGACAAACCUUACAAGCUUCCGUAACGACCUUGCCACGGUGGCCGCAGACAUCGAAACAUUACAAGCGCGCUCGACUUCUCUCAACGUGAGACUGGAAAAUCGAAAAGCGGUCGAAAAGGGGCUUGGGCCAGCAGUGGAAGAGACCAGUGUUUCACCCGUGGUCGUAUCGAGGAUAGUAGAUGGGCAUAUUGAUGAGUCCUGGGUCAAGGUCCUGGCUGACAUCGACAAAAGGGCCACAGCAUACAAGAAAGGCGCGUCGAGCUCCGACCCCAGUAGGGGUUUGCAAGAUCUUGGACCCCUGUUGGAGAAACUGAUACUGAAGGCCAUCGAACGCAUCAGAGACUUUCUUGUUUCCCAGGUCAAGGCCCUCCGAUCACCGCAUAUCAACGCCCAAGUCAUACAACAACAGAACUUCUUAAAGUUCAAGGACCUAUUCUCUUUCCUUCACCGACAUCACGCCACCCUCGCGAAUGAGAUCUGCCUCGCAUACAUGAAUACGAUGAGGUGGUACUAUGUCAACCAAUUUACUCGUUACGAGACUGCUCUCAAGCGGAUCAAGCUCCACAUCCUGGACAAGACAGACGUAUUGGGCAACGAAGAUACAUCUCGUAAAGGCACGGUUCUCUCAAGCUCCAAGAUCGCCGGGCCGCCUCAUGAUGCAUUCAACAUUGGUCGGCGCAUCGAUGUCCUCCGCACCACUAAUCAAAUCGCGCUGCCUUCUUACUUGGCCGAAGAAGACCAGUCAACCCACUACCUCGAGGUCCUCUUUCGCAACUUCAAUCUAGCCCUCAUUGACAAUGCGACGGCAGAAUACACCUUCCUCGCGUCCUUCUUCUCGCCGGCUCUGAGUUAUUCCACCAUAUCCCGCCACUUUACCUACAUAUUUGACCCAACAUUUCAGCUUGGGCAGGCUUUGACCAAAGCGCUUGCGACCGAUACGUACGACGCCAUUGGGCUUCUAUUAUCUGUCCGUCUCAAUCAACACUUCCAAUUUGAACUGCAGCGGCGCAAGGUACCUGCAGCCGAUGGAUACAUCAAUGGAACCGCCAUGCUCCUUUGGCCACGACUUCAAUAUGUCAUGAAUGCACAUUGUGAGUCUGUCCGCGCCCUCACUACCGCGCUUCCAAACCGCCUGCCAUCGAAGGCGGAGCAAGCAAAGUUGUCUGCCGCGCCGCAUGUUGCGACGCAGCGGUUCGGGCAGCUCGUACACGGUAUUCUGUCGCUGAGCACCGAUGCCGGUGAUGAUGAGCCUGUAGUCACCAGUUUGAGGAGACUUAGGAGCGAAAUGGAGGCUUUCUUAACGAAAUAUAGUGCAGGAUUCGGCAAUGAUAAGAGAAAGAGAGAGAGGUUUUUGUAUAAUAACUAUAGUCUGAUACUAACGAUCAUCAGCGAUGUUGGUGGCAAGCUUGCUGGCGAAGAGCAGGAGCACUUUGAAGGCUUCAAGACAGCGUUUCAAGAGGCUGCAUGA
Molecule: messenger RNA, 2010 nt
Organism: Anthostomella pinea
Lineage: Eukaryota; Fungi; Ascomycota; Sordariomycetes; Xylariales; Xylariaceae
Source: the annotation of a GenBank genome assembly